This is a messenger RNA of Radiomyces spectabilis, 987 nucleotides long. RefSeq lists its product as uncharacterized. Bases 1 to 987 code for a protein of 328 amino acids. Lineage: Eukaryota; Fungi; Mucoromycota; Mucoromycetes; Mucorales; Radiomycetaceae. The transcript has a single exon. The record is from RefSeq and is a predicted model, not a curated record.
AUGCCCCAUGUGGACCUCAUGCAAGUCGUCGCUGCUCUCCAGCAUACUGUUGCAGCUAUGCAAACCGACCUCUCGUCUGCACUGGAACGUGUGGACCGAUUCGAAGCCGUUGUGGAGGAAAACUCCCAACUACGAGCCAAAAUCGCUGCUCUUGAAGCACGUCUGACGGAGUCAGAAAAACAUUCCGCCGCCCCCACCAAAUCCACUUCCGUUGCUGGCAAUAUGCCCACCGCCACCGUCUCCCGCGCCACUGACCCUGCUCCCGUGGGAGCUCUAGCUUCUUCCUGGGCCCAAGUUGUCCGCAAACAUCAUCCAGCCCCACUGGCUAUUCCCACCCGCCGUCAAACGGCCAUUGCCCGUUCCUUCCAGCCUGCCGAAGGCCCCAAAGGUUUCGAAUACCUUUAUUUAACACGCUCCCGCCGCAUGGAUCGGCCUGAAAUCCGCCGCAGUCUGCGCCGUUUAGGCUUGGACUCUGCCCGUAUCCUUGAUAUUUCUUUCCCUGCCCGUUCCGCCAUUGGCUUGCUUAUGCAUGUCCAAUAUAUCCCGGUGGCCAAAGAAAUUUUGGCCAAAUCGAAAGUGGUGCCUCUCGAUUCCUUUGACCCUCAGGAUCCUACCCACUUGGGUGAUCCUAAAUACUCAGACCUUCCUGCUGCCCACAAAACCAGCAUGGCUCUCGACUUGCACCGUAACCGCUGCAUGCGUACGCUUCGUUUCCUUCGUCCCGCUGUUGCCAUCCCGGUCGCCCGCACCUUUUUCAACGCUGGUUGGAUUAGUGAGGACGAUGCCAUGACUAUGACCAGUCGUUGCCUCCACGCCAUGAAGUAUAAGGAUCGCGAUGCCUUUUCACCUUCGGAAUCCGAGACCGCCGAUGCUGACGAUGAUGCCUCUGCUAUGGACGUUUCUGAUCAUGAAGCACAUGAUGAGGAUGCUUCCAUUCACUCCACUGCCACUCCCACCACUGCUACCGCCACCACCUCGUAUCAAUAA